Naegleria lovaniensis is the source of this 4344-nucleotide messenger RNA. RefSeq lists its product as uncharacterized. Gene Ontology annotation, biological process: cilium assembly; centriole elongation. Gene Ontology annotation, cellular component: centriole; centriolar satellite. The coding region runs from base 1 to 4344 and encodes 1447 amino acids. NCBI's taxonomy places the organism in Eukaryota, Heterolobosea, Eutetramitea, Acrasida, Naegleriidae. The record is from RefSeq and is a predicted model, not a curated record. The transcript is spliced from 5 exons.
AUGGUGGGAACAAAACCUCGGUCUCCCAACCAACAGCCUCAAACACAAGUCAAGAAUGGGAAAACGAAAAACAAACCCGACAGCACAACAACAAAUCGUACGAAUUCUACUACAAACAGAAAGAUCAAUCAUCAUCAUGUAAAUAAUUUCAAUCCCGAACAAGCAAAAAAUUCCAACAGCUCCGUUACGCUUAAUCAUACAACAGCAUCAUCAACAGUUUCAAAUGUAGCAUCCAGUGAUGUCAACAUUACACGGAAUCAUCCCUUCUUUGUUCAAGGAAAAGAUGAACCUCUUCUCGCAGAGUCGCUUCCACCUCUGGUGAGAGGGCAAUGUUUGGGAGAAGUUUUUCUUUGCAUUCACGCCAUAAAGUGGGUGACAAACACAUAUCAAAAUUAUUCAAUACAUCCUGUAUGGUGGGGAAGCGAAGAUAGAACAAUUUCCUUGUACCCACCAGUAUUUGAGGAAACCCCACAUAAAGACGAACUUUGUAAAAUUGCAGUGAGAUAUCCUGUAAAAACACCUGAAGACGUAUUUAGGAUGUAUCUAUCUAAUUCCAAGGUUUUACCUCUGGUAAUUGUACAUAAUGAAAAUCAAGUGAUUGCUGAAGCGUCAAUCCCAAUUGUUCAAAUAUCUUCAUCCAAUGCAAUACAAAAAGAAUGGUUUUCUGCGAAAAGAGGUACUGACGUUGUGGCCAACUUGUUAAUCACUCUAGCUCUUGAUUAUUUUGUCCCAAACACGCCUCAAUUAAAAGAUAACACUAAAAGAGCAGUUCACUUUGAAGAAGCGCAAGAUUCACAUCAGCCUGUCCAUCUUCCCAUUCAACCCUCUCUUAGUGAGAAACACUCAACGCAAUCCUUCACCUCCAACCCCUCCCAUGCUCAAUCAACAACAUCUGAAGGGCCCACAAUUCAAAGCGUAGAUCUUCAAAAAAGUUCCAACCUUGACGGGCUUCUCCAACAUGCACAACAACUUUCAAAUGAGGUAAAUCAAUUUCUCACCGAAGGAAAGGUACCUUUUAUUGAUUACAAUGCAUUUCGAGAAAUGAAAGAGUCGACUGACGAGGUACCUUUUUUCCUUAAAGACAAUGAAGAUGAUGACAAUUUCAGCGCUUCGGUAUCCACAAUAUCUCCUAGAGAAAGCUUUGAUAUUGACCCAAAACAAUCUAUGACCUCAGAAAUGCUAGAAAUUGAAAAUUCCUUAAAUCAAUUAUCCCAUUUCAACAAAAAUAUAGUUAACCCCAUACCCUUCUACCCACCAAAUUAUCCAUCCUACCCUUACUUGUUACCUCCACCUAUUCCUCCAUCAUCAACUCAGCCACCAACAAUUCUAAAACCUAAAAGUGAACAAGAAUUUGACUCGACACAAAACUCAGAUGAAUCGCGUGUAAUUACGGAGCCUGUCAAUCUCGAGAAAAAAGAACGAUCUCCUCCUGUUAUUGCACACCUCCAUGCCCAUAUUCAUGUGGAUGACAAAGAAGAACAGAAAAAGCAAAGAUUUGGCCUAAUGCUCCAUAUUAUCUCAGCAAAGCUUACAAAACCAAUAGGAAACAAAGACACCUGUAAAAUUAAGUUAGAUAUCAAGAUGCCAUUUGGUAAACGAGGUAGCAGCGAACAGCAAAUAGUUGUUGUGUACAACCAAGAUAUUCGUGUCAACACGUAUGAAGUGUUUUCAUUUUCUAAUCAAAAAGUGUUUCUUCCAAAGUUUCGGGAUUGCAGUUUAGUUCUUGAAACGUUUGACGACUCAGACAACUUCAUGGGUCUUUCAUUGUUUAGCUUAACAAGCUUCUUUGAGGCUUUUUCAUUUGAACAACCUCCUAAAUAUUUAUUCCCUGACAAAGAAGAUCCAGUGAUAGGGCAUUAUGGUGCCUUCACUAGCACAAACCCAAUUACUGAUGAGGUUGUGCUUGAAAUGAACUGUGUGCUUGCUUUUGGAACAGAAACACAGGUCAAAGGCUUUGUUAACUCACAACGUGCAGCAAUGACCAUUCAAGAUUUUGUAAGAUCGUCACUCUCUAAAUCCAAAGACAAACCAUUUGUUGAAGAACCACCCCAAGACGAAGAGUAUGAAAUUCAACAUGAGAAUAUUUUGAAGCCACUUCCAUUGCUUCACAAAAAAACGAAAACGAGUUCAAAACAAAAUCGAAACGAAGUCAACAUUGAUGACGCGCGUGACGACUACGAGGAUACUGAAAUUGUUUUUGAAGAAGAAAACAACAAGGCAGAAGUUCGUCAUGAGAAUGAUCCACAAAUGCCUUCAGUCCCAAAGUGUAUACCUCUUCCAGUUUUAUCAUCUCUUUGCAUUCGUGUGAACAGAGCGAGUGGCCUUAAGGACGCUGCAAUUACGUGUGGUACUUAUAACUCACACAUGAGAGCAGCAAGUCAAGUGGGAGUAAACCCAUUUGUUGAAUUUGAAGACAUUACAAGCGGAAAAGAAAUUCGAACGCCAGUGCUUGCCUCUACAUUUUGUCCAGUCUGGGAGUACGAGCACGUCUCGGAAUUUUUACUUGACGAAGUCAUGUAUCACAAUAUUAACCAUGGUGAACUAAUAUUUCGCGUUUUUCACAGGAUACCCCAGUCACGAAUUACCAGUAACACUGCAUCCAAUACAGUUGAGCUUGGAAAAGUAAUUGUUCCUCUCAGAACGCUUUUGACUAAUAAGCAAGGAAUAUCUGGGUGGUUUGACGUUUAUUCCCACGACGAAUCUGUGGUUGGUACAAUUGACCUUGAGAUGUUUUUCGAUGAUCAAACGAUAAGAAGCCUAUUUUUGAAGGAAACUUCAAAGAAAGAACCUCUUCGACAGUCAUAUCCGUAUCCAAUCUGUAGAUUCACUCUGAUCAUUGAGGAGACCAAUAUUCCAACUCAGGUGUUAGAAGAAUUAGUACCAUUUUACAUGUUAGAAGAGAAUCAAUCCGUACCAUGCUAUCUAUUUGUAACCUAUCGGUUUUAUGGAGAGAAGAAUUCGACUGAAAGCAGACUUUACAAAACUUCCACAUCUCUCUCCAAGACAAUAAUGCACCAUAGUUGUGAAUUUAAAAAAGUUUUAGAUCCCACCCUUACAAAUUCCAUUGAGCAAGAAAAGCUUGCAAUUCAAGUUUAUUGCUCGAUUGACAAUGGAAGGGAUCAAGACGAGCAAUCCAUAAGGAAAAGGGCAAAGCUCAUUGGAUCUGUAUACAUUGACAUUAGCAAUCUAGUAUCACACUCGAACGGCUCAAAAACUCUGUUUAUCAGCGGUCUGUACAACAUUGUGAACACUGAAUCGGAAAGUCUCAAUCAUGGAAGCAUUAAGAUGAAGGUUAGCAGCGAGCAAAUUAAUUUUGGUGUUGCAGCAAACAACAACACACCUCACCAACAAAAACCUGUAAUUCGAAGCAGUGGAACACAAGCCAAUAUCGAUCUUUCUAUUCAAUCAGAUGAUGACUAUUGUGGCAGUAUCGAUGCUCAUCAAGAUUUGUCAAGCAAGGAACCUGAAAUGACUUUAGAAGAAAAGGAGCUUCAUAUAGCUCAAGAUGACCUUAUAAUCCAACAACCAAAAGUUUGUGGAAGAAAAAGAGUUGCCAUAGAUACAACGUUUUCUCCUAAUCAAUCUCUAAUUUCAAACUUUGAAGAACUACCAUUCGUGAAAUCGUCACCAUUGGUGAUCCAUAGCUCCAACCCACCGCUCAAUUACUUACACAUUUCUAUUGAAGAGGCCAAAUUGACCAAAGUUUAUCAUUUUCAUGGUAUCAAGCCAAGCAAUCCUAGCCCAUAUGUGAAAAUUAUUUCUCCCAACCAAAUGGAUGAGGUACCAGAAAAUAAGGAGUUUGUCACUAGUGCGGUACGAAAUGAAAAUGGCUUGUUACCGUCUUGGCAUGAACACUUUCGAGUGCCUGUUUUCUCUCAAAUUGAGUUUGUGACUAUGCAAGUAUGGUCAAGAAACCAAGAACAGCUUGGUCCAACGUUAGACACUUUGGUAGGAUUUGCAAAGAUAGAUAUCUCAAGCUUGUGGUAUGGUUUGCAAAUAGAUGGCUGGUACAAUAUUGUUGAGGAUGGUGAAAAGUCCAAGAUAGUUGGACAAAUCAAAGUAACCAUCGCUCUUGACACACCAACCAAAGUGUCUUCGCCUCAGAUUCGACAUUCCAGCGACAUGGUGAAAGCAGAAAGAUUCAUGAUGAAAAGUUUUGACAAGCACAUCAUGACCAUUACUGAAAAAUCUCAGCCAACACAAUCUCCAUACGAACAAGCAAAAGAAAACUUCAGUGAUCUCGAAGCUCCAAAUGAUUUGUUUUAUUCAAGUGUAGACUUGGAGAACGAAAAAGCAAAACUUAAAAAUUGCUUGAGUGACCUAGAGAGUAUGAUCAACAAAUAA